AUGGCGAGGGGUCUUAUCGCGACUACCAAGGCAAUGACUACCCGCCGUCUGCCUUGGUACGGGUUGAUGAAUAUUGGCUUCCGACCUCGUUUGAAAGCCCGUCCCUCCUUGUACGAUCUCAUCCGGAAUUCAAGCUCCGGCCAGCUAUCGCUAUCACAGAACGCCAGUUUCGCUGGGGAUCCCCAACCGCUUUCAGAGCUGCCUGUUCUCCCCUCCUCCCCACUAUCAUCACCUCCCGCGACCCCCAGCUCAGCUUCGCAGAUCGAGCUUAUAGCAGAACCAGCACCAGCGCCAGUACCUCUCAAAAUGGCCCCAAAGAAGGUUGCGAGGGAUGCCGAUGGCGAGGAGCAAUAUGGCUCCAUCUACUCAGUCUCGGGGCCCGUCGUCAUCGCAGAGAAUAUGAUUGGAGUUGCCAUGUACGAAUUGGUCAAAGUCGGACACGAUAACCUCGUCGGGGAAGUUAUUCGAAUAGAAGCCGACAGGGCAACAAUUCAGGUGUAUGAGGAAACUGCUGGCGUAACUGUUGGCGACCCCGUCAUUCGAACCGGAAAGCCCCUAUCAGUCGAACUCGGCCCUGGGUUGAUGGAAACCAUCUACGAUGGUAUCCAACGUCCCCUCAAAGCAAUUGCCGACGCUUCAAACAGCAUCUAUAUUCCCCGUGGUAUUUCUGCCGCGGCUUUGAACAGAGAGAAAGACUGGGACUUCAAGCCAACAAAAAAGGUGGGAGAUCACAUUACUGGCGGAGAUAUUUGGGGUAGCGUCUACGAGAAUUCCCUGCUGGACGACCACAAGAUUAUGCUCCCACCCCGAGCAAGGGGAACGAUCACGCGGAUUGCGGGGAAGGGGAGCUACAAAGUCGACGAGAAGAUCCUCGAAGUGGAAUUCGAUGGCAAGAAGACCGAGUUCAGCAUGAUGCAUACAUGGCCAGUCCGUGUCCCCCGUCCAACUACCGAGAAGCUCGCAGCAGAUAAGCCCUUCGUUGUUGGGCAAAGAGUUUUGGAUGCUCUGUUCCCUAGUGUCCAGGGCGGCACUGUCGCCAUCCCAGGGGCUUUCGGCUGUGGAAAGACUGUUAUUAGUCAAUCUGUGUCCAAGUUUUCGAACAGCGAUAUUAUCGUCUAUGUUGGAUGCGGUGAGCGCGGAAAUGAGAUGGCUGAAGUGUUAAUGGAUUUCCCAGAGCUCUCCAUCGAUAUCGAUGGCCGGAAGGAACCUAUCAUGAAGCGCACAACACUUAUCGCCAACACCUCAAACAUGCCCGUUGCUGCACGUGAAGCCUCUAUCUAUACCGGUAUCACCGUGGCAGAGUACUUCCGUGACCAAGGCAAGGAUGUGGCGAUGAUGGCUGACUCGACAUCUCGAUGGGCCGAAGCUCUUCGUGAACUUUCCGGUCGUCUAGGUGAAAUGCCUGCGGAUCAAGGUUUCCCAGCUUACUUGGGUGCCAAGCUAGCCAGUUUCUACGAACGUGCUGGAAAGGUUGCAGCUCUUGGUAGCCCUGACCGCGAGGGUAGUGUCAGCAUCGUUGGCGCCGUCAGUCCCCCCGGUGGAGAUUUCUCGGAUCCAGUCACCAGUAGCACACUGGGUAUUGUGCAAGUCUUUUGGGGUCUCGAUAAGAAACUCGCCCAGCGAAAACAUUUCCCCUCCAUCAACACGGCCGUUAGUUACAGCAAAUACACCGCGGUGCUUGAUAAAUAUUACGAGAAAGACUACCCCGAGUUCCCUCGGCUCCGAAACCGCAUCAGGCAGCUCCUGUCGGACUCUGAGGAAUUGGACCAGGUCGUGCAAUUGGUUGGAAAAUCAGCUCUAUCUGAUCCCGAUAAGAUCACCUUAGAUGUUGCUGCUAUGAUCAAGGAGGAUUUCUUGCAACAAAAUGGCUACAGUGACUAUGAUCAAUUCUGUCCCAUCUGGAAGACGGAAUGGAUGAUGAAGGCAAUGAUGGGUUUCCAUGACGAAGCACAAAAAACCAUCGCCCAGGGCCAGAGUUGGGGCAAGGUCCGGGAAGCUACCAGCGAUCUUCAGAGCCAACUUCGAAGCAUGAAAUUCGAGGUCCCAAGCGAUGGAGAGGAGAUCAUCACCAAGAAGUACGAGGACCUCGUGCAAGCCAUGACGGAUAAGUUCGCCGCCGUCACGGAUGAGUAA
Messenger RNA from Venustampulla echinocandica, 2133 nucleotides. Its product is annotated as H+-transporting ATPase, vacuolar, 67K chain. The record is from RefSeq and is a predicted model, not a curated record. Gene Ontology annotation, biological process: ATP metabolic process; proton transmembrane transport. Bases 1 to 2133 code for a protein of 710 amino acids. Gene Ontology annotation, molecular function: ATP binding; ATP hydrolysis activity; proton-transporting ATPase activity, rotational mechanism. Gene Ontology annotation, cellular component: proton-transporting V-type ATPase, V1 domain; fungal-type vacuole membrane. NCBI's taxonomy places the organism in Eukaryota, Fungi, Ascomycota, Leotiomycetes, Helotiales, Pleuroascaceae. The transcript has 7 exons.